Molecule: messenger RNA, 2555 nt
Organism: Peromyscus leucopus (white-footed mouse)
Lineage: Eukaryota; Metazoa; Chordata; Mammalia; Rodentia; Cricetidae
Gene: Hoxd13
Product: homeobox D13
Exons: 2
Coding region: 79-1098 (339 amino acids)
Biological process (GO): regulation of transcription by RNA polymerase II
Molecular function (GO): RNA polymerase II cis-regulatory region sequence-specific DNA binding; DNA-binding transcription factor activity, RNA polymerase II-specific
Source: RefSeq, a predicted model, not a curated record
GAAGAGGGAGGAGGCGCUGCGCGCCAUGGUGUCCUGCGCGGGGCCGAGGCCGGGGCCUGGGCCGGGCCGGGCCGGGCCAUGAGCCGCUCGGGGACUUGGGACAUGGACGGGUUGCGGGCGGACGGCGGGGCCGCUGGGGCGGCGCCGGCCUCCUCCUCGUCCUCCGUGGCGGCGCCCGGCCAGUGUCGCGGCUUCCUGUCGGCGCCGGUGUUCGCGGGGACACAUUCCGGACGCGCGGCGGCGGCGGCGGCGGCGGCAGCGGCGGCGGCGGCGGCGGCCUCCAGCUUCGCGUACCCGGGGACCUCGGAGCGCACAGGCUCCUCCUCGUCGUCGUCAUCCUCGGCUGUGAUCGCCACUCGCCCCGAGGCUCCGGUGGCUAAAGAGUGUCCCGCGCCGGCGGCCGCGGCGACCGCCGCUGCACCCCCGGGCGCUCCGGCGCUGGGCUAUGGCUACCACUUCGGCAACGGCUACUACAGCUGCCGCAUGUCGCACGGUGUGGGCUUACAGCAGAACGCUCUCAAGUCGUCGCCGCACGCCUCCUUGGGAGGUUUCCCCGUGGAGAAGUACAUGGACGUGUCGGGCCUGGCGAGCAGCAGCGUACCGACCAACGAGGUACCCGCGCGAGCCAAGGAAGUGUCCUUCUACCAGGGCUACACAAGUCCCUAUCAGCACGUGCCUGGGUACAUCGACAUGGUGUCCACUUUUGGAUCCGGGGAACCUCGGCACGAGGCGUACAUCUCCAUGGAGGGCUACCAGUCCUGGACACUAGCCAACGGGUGGAACAGCCAGGUGUACUGUGCCAAGGACCAGCCACAGGGGUCCCAUUUUUGGAAAUCAUCCUUUCCAGGGGAUGUGGCUUUAAAUCAGCCUGACAUGUGUGUCUACCGACGGGGAAGGAAGAAAAGGGUGCCUUACACCAAACUGCAGCUCAAAGAACUGGAGAACGAGUAUGCCAUUAACAAGUUCAUUAACAAGGACAAGAGGCGGCGGAUCUCGGCCGCCACGAACCUAUCCGAGAGACAAGUAACCAUUUGGUUUCAGAAUCGCAGAGUGAAGGACAAGAAAAUCGUCUCCAAGCUCAAAGACACUGUCUCCUGAUAUGGGCCAGGUUGGCCACAGACCUUUCAAAUGCUUUCGGUUGUCUCCAAAAAUACCUUUGGAAAGACUUGAAAAUGUAUUUAAUUUCCCACUUCCCUGCCUAGGAUGGCAAGCAUUGUGAAUCGUUUUUUGGGUUUGUUUUUGUUUUUCUCUUUCAACCUUUAUCUGGCUCUAAAACUUUUUGGUACCCAAUUUGACUUUGUAAUUCUGCUUCUUUCUUGCGUAUUAUUGGUUUUGUUCUUGUCUAGGCUUGUUUUUAGAUUUUUUAAAAAACAUUGUUUCUCCCUCCAGGCCAGUAUAAAAAAAAAAAAAAAAAAACUUGAAGUAUUUUUCAAUAAUCCCCCCAAAUGAAUUUCAGAAGUGCCCGUUGGAUUUAGGGGUUUAUUUUUUUAACGGGACUUUAUAUGUGUUUCCAGCACUGACUAUGCUCAUAAUCCAUUAAGCCAGAUUGCUUUCAGCCAUUCAUACCCUGUGAUUGUAUAAUUGAAUCAUUAGCUCUCAGAAGUUUCCCCAAGGCGAGUGGAAACAGCUCUAGGCACUCAAUGACUUAGGAUCACUGGGAAAGUCUGAAACUUGGAGGUUGGAGGCACAUGUUGGCUUUCAAAGCAGCUACCUUAUUAAUAUUGAAAUGAAGACAAUCUUCCUUAUCUUUGGCAAUCUCAUUUGCUGUUGCAUGUGUUUGUAGCAUGUCUUGUAGCUGUAAUCUUUUAAUCUGGAAACAGAAUGUGCUCAUGAAUGCCUUCAUUUCUCCUACACUAAAUGCAGCUAUUUAAAUACCUACAAUUAGCAGAGUGACUCCCAGACCAUAGAAACUCGCCCCUAUCCUCGGGUCUGUGGGAAUGGAGCUGAGUCCAUCUCCUCAGUCCUUGGAAAGAGACUGAGCCAGUGUGGCCAUGGGUGGGAACUUCUACCCAGAACCUAAUGAAGAAGUUAAUUGUCUGAACACAUGAGCCUCUCAGAGCUUGAAAACCUCUAACACAUUUUUUAAAAUAUGAAGCUCUAAGGACCAAGAGGGAAAAGACGCUUCUGGAAGUGAUGCUGAACUACUUUCAAGAUGUUGCAUAUUUAUGCGACUGAGAUUAUUUUUGUAGAUGCAAUGUGUGUGAGCAGUGCUUCGAGCAUUAAAAAAAAAUCACUUUUUACUCCUAGGGAGAUAUAAAUAAAAAGAACUCUCUGUUUCCACUGAGUCUUCAUACGUUUGUGAUUUUCAAGGUUGUGAAGCCUCUAGAAACUGUUCUAAUUUAUUAUAAAACCUUGCUCUCCUCAGCAUCUGUAGAUGAAGGAAACAACACCAGUUCUGGUCUCUGGAACUUCCAUGUUCUAUUCCUGCCCACCUCCCUCUAACACCAAUAGUGAUGUUUUAAAAUGAGGGUAUUAUCUGUGAUGGCUAAAAUGAUCGUCUUUUAAAUCAGACCAACUCAUUAAGAACUCAAUAAAUUUUGUUUCUUUCAAUAUUA